Molecule: messenger RNA, 916 nt
Organism: Bolinopsis microptera
Lineage: Eukaryota; Metazoa; Ctenophora; Tentaculata; Lobata; Bolinopsidae
Product: peroxiredoxin-like
Exons: 8
Coding region: 47-691 (214 amino acids)
Biological process (GO): response to oxidative stress; cell redox homeostasis; removal of superoxide radicals
Cellular component (GO): cytosol
Molecular function (GO): thioredoxin peroxidase activity
Source: RefSeq, a predicted model, not a curated record
UUCAACACUACUAUAUAACAAAUAAUUUGAGAUUUAAAUAGGCAUUAUGGCCAAAGCAUUUGUCACCAAGCCUGCUCCUGAAUUCGAUGUGGCUGCCCUUCUUCCCUCUGAAGAAUUUGAGAACGUGAAGCUAUCUGAAUACAAAGGCAAAUAUGUGGUCUUAUUCUUCUACCCAAUGGACUUUACGUUCGUUUGCCCCACGGAGAUUAUAGCAUUUAGUGACCGUAUUGAAGAGUUCAAGAAGUUGGAUUGUGCAGUCUUGGCUGCCAGCUGUGACUCUGUAUAUAGCCACUAUGCUUGGUGUGACCAGUCCCGCAAAGCUGGGGGACUAGGUAAGAUGAACAUUCCCCUGCUUGCUGAUGUGACACACUCGCUCAGCAAGGACUACGGGGUCUACUUGGAGGGUGAGGGAUGCUCUCUCAGGGGUCUGUUUAUCAUCGACGGUAAUGGUAUCCUGAGACAGUCCACUAUUAACGAUUUGCCAGUAGGACGAUCUGUUGAUGAGACUCUGCGAUUGGUUCAAGCCUUCCAGUUCACUGACAAAUACGGGGAAGUGUGUCCUGCAGGCUGGAAUCCAGGAAGUGACACAAUCAAACCCGACGUACAGGGAUCCAAAGAAUACUUCGAAAGCAGCGAAAAAAAACAGGUCAGCAAAGGUUACCCUCCUGCUAAAAGAAACAGAAUGGAAUGAAGAUCGCGGAAACUUGACGACUGUAUCGAACAUUUCAGAAUUUUUUCACGUAUAUUAAUUUAUUAUUUUUGUUUAAAUUUGAAGUAUGAUUAUUCCAAUCUAAAAUGUUCAGUACUGGACGUUAUUUUUAAUCAAAUUAAUUUUUUCUUUAUAUUAAUUUUUAGUUUAUCACAAAAAUUAUAACUUAUAAUUAAAUAUAUUUUAAUAUCAACAGCAUUUCAGCAA